CCGCGGGAACGGAUGGCGGCCUGGGCCCCGUAGCAGCGGCGGCUGUACGGCCCGGGGCCCGGGCGGGCGGAGGUGGCGGCUCCCGGGACCGGCCGCGCGCAAUGAUGUUGUCCACUGGGCAUGUACUGACCAAUGUGGCAGGUCUGAGAACAUAGCUGAAGCUGAAAAUAGGAAAGCUGGGGGCAAGGAAGAGCCUUGAAUCUUGAGGUGGGACGUUGACUCUAAGAUGUCCUUGAGCAGUGGAGCCUCCGGAGGGAAAGGAGUGGAUGCAAACCCGGUUGAGACAUACGACAGUGGGGAUGAAUGGGACAUUGGAGUAGGGAAUCUCAUCAUUGACCUGGACGCCGAUCUGGAAAAGGACCAGCAGAAACUGGAAAUGUCAGGCUCAAAGGAGGUGGGGAUACCAGCUCCCAAUGCUGUGGCCACACUACCAGACAACAUCAAGUUUGUGACCCCAGUGCCAGGCCCUCAAGGGAAGGAAGGCAAAUCAAAAUCCAAAAGGAAUAAGAGUGGCAAAGACACUAGCAAACCCACUCCAGGGACUUCCUUGUUCACUCCAAGUGAGGGGGCAGCUAGCAAGAAAGAGGUGCAGGGGCGCUCAGCAGACGGUGCCAAUGCAGGAGGCUUGGUUGCUGCCAUUGCUCCCAAGGGCUCAGAGAAGGCGACUAAGGCAUCUCGCAGUGUAGCUGGCUCCAAAAAGGAGAAGGAGAACAGUUCGUCUAAGAGCAAGAAGGAGAGAAGCGAAGGAGUGGGGACUUGUUCAGAAAAGGAUCCUGGGGUCCUGCAGCCCGUUCCAUUAGGAGGACGGGUUGGUCAGUAUGAUGGAAGUGCAGGGGUGGACACAGGCGCUGUGGAGCCACUUGGGAGUAUAGCUAUUGAGCCUGGGGCAGCGCUCAAUCCUUUGGGAGCUAAACCGGAGCCAGAGGAAGGGGAGAAUGAGUGUCGCCCGCUAAAGAAAGUGAAGUCUGAAAAGAUGGAGUCCCCUGUCUCCACACCAGCGGUGCUACCACUCCACCUUUUGGUGCCAGUUGUCAAUAAUGACAUAUCAUCUCCCUGUGAGCAGAUCAUGGUUCGUACCCGAUCAGUUGGAGUCAAUACAUGUGAUGUGGCUCUAGCCACAGAGCCCGAGUGCUUGGGCCCCUGCGAACCUGGAACCAGUGUCAACCUUGAAGGCAUAGUGUGGCAAGAAACGGAAGAUGGGAUGUUGGUCGUGAAUGUGACGUGGAGGAACAAGACCUACGUGGGUACGCUUCUGGACUGCACACGGCAUGACUGGGCACCCCCAAGGUUUUGUGACUCCCCCACCAGUGACUUGGAAAUGCGCAAUGGGCGGGGUAGAGGCAAACGCAUGCGUCCCAACAGCAACACGCCUGUCAACGAGACGACCGCCACUUCGGACAGCAAAGGGACCAGCAGCAGCAGCAAAACCCGGGCUGGAGCCAACAGCAAAGGCCGUCGGGGCAGCCAGAAUUCUUCAGAGCACCGCCCCACUGCUACCAGCGCCUCCGAGGAUGUCAAAGCCAGCCCUUCCUCAGCAAAUAAGCGCAAAAAUAAGCCCCUUUCAGACAUGGAACUGAAUUCAAGCUCAGAGGACUCCAAAGGGAGCAAGCGUGUCCGUACUAAUUCCAUGGGCUCAGCCUCUGGGCCCCUUCCUGGGACCAAAGUAGAACCCACUGUUCUGGACAGAAACUGUCCCUCCCCUGUUCUGAUUGACUGUCCCCACCCCAACUGCAACAAGAAGUAUAAGCACAUCAAUGGGCUUAAGUACCACCAGGCUCAUGCCCACACAGAUGACGACAGCAAGCCGGAAGCAGAUGGAGACAGCGAGUAUGGGGAGGAGCCAGGCCUCCAUGCAGACCUCACUGGCUGCAACGGUGCUGCCAGCUCUCAGAAAGGCUCCUUGUCCCCUGCCCGCUCAGCCACCCCCAAAGUCCGGCUCGUGGAGCCCCAUAGCCCUUCUCCUUCAAGCAAAUUCAGCACAAAAGGUCUCUGUAAGAAAAAGUUGAGCGGGGAAGGGGAUACGGACCUUGGGGCUUUAUCCAAUGACGGCUCUGAUGACGGGCCCUCGGUGAUGGAUGAAACAAGCAAUGAUGCCUUUGACUCUUUGGAGAGGAAGUGUGUAGACAAAGAAAAAUGCAAAAAACCCUCUGGUUUGAAGCCAGAGAAGGUUCCUUCCAAGAGCUUGAAAUCAGCCCGGCCCAUCGCCCCUGCCCUCCCACCACAGCCCAUCUACACCCUGCAGACGGCCACCUUCACGGCCGCCAGCCCAGGCUCCUCAGCAGGCCUGGCCACAACCGUGGUGCAUGCCAUGCCCAACAGCCCCCAACUCAAGCCCAUCCAGCCCAAGCCCACUGUCAUGGGAGAACCAUUCACAGUGAACCCUGCCUUGACCCCGGCCAAGGACAAGAAAAAGAAAGACAAAAAAAAGAAGGACUCCUCCAAGGACCUUGAAAGUCCUCUGACCCCUGGGAAGGUGUGCCGAGCAGAAGAUGGCAAAAGCCCCUUCCGGGAAUCCUCUGGAGACGGGAUGAAAAUGGAGGGCCUCCUAAAUGGCUCCUCUGACCCCCACCAGAGCCGCCUGGCCAGCAUCAAGGCAGAAGCUGACAAGAUCUACAGCUUCACGGACAAUGCUCCCAGCCCCUCCAUCGGGGGUGGCAGCCGCCUGGAGAGCACGACCCCCACCCAGCCCCUCACACCCUUACACGUGGUAACACAGAAUGGAGCUGAAGCCAGCUCUGUCAAAACCAACAGCCCCGCGUACUCAGACAUCUCUGACGCAGGGGAGGACGGGGAGGGCAAGGUGGACAGUGUCAAGUCAAAGGACUCUGAGCAGUUGGUUAAGGAAGGGGCCAAGAAAACUCUCUUCCCCCCUCAGCCACAGAGCAAAGAGUCUCCCUAUUACCAAGGCUUUGAGAGUUACUACUCUCCAAGCUACGCCCAGUCCAGCCCUGGGGCUUUGAACACCAGCAGCCAGGCCGGAGUGGAGAGCCAGACUUUGAAGGCCAAAAAGGAUGAAGAACCCGAGAGCCUAGAGGGCAAGGUGAAGAAUGACGUGUGCGAGGAGAAAAAGGCAGAGCUGAGCGCCUCUGGCCAGCAGCCCUCAGUCAUCCAGCAGCGGCCCAACAUGUACAUGCAGUCGCUCUACUACAACCAGUAUGCCUACGUGCCCCCCUACGGCUACAGCGACCAGAGCUACCACGCACACCUGCUGAGCACCAACAGCGCCUACCGACAGCAGUACGAAGAGCAGCAGAAACGACAGAGCCUGGAGCAGCCGCCACCACCACCACAGCAGCGGGGGCUGGACAAGAAGGCUGAGCUGGGUCUCAAGGAGCGGGAGGCGUCCCUCAAGGAGGAGUGGAAGCCAAAGCCAUCAGUCCCACCGACUCUCACCAAGGCCCCCAGCCUGACAGACCUGGUCAAGUCGGGGCCCACCAAGGCCAAGGAGCCGGGCGCCGACCCUGCCAAGUCAGUCAUCAUCCCCAAGAUGGACGACUCUGCAAAACUCCCCAGCCAGGCCCCCGACAGCCUCAAAGGGAAGCUGAGCGAGGCCAGCCACCUCGGCAAGGAGGCCUCCGAGGCUAAGCCAGGUGUUGACUGUGGCCGACAGGCCGAGGUGGAUCCGAUACUCUGGUACCGACAGGAGGCAGAGCCCCGGAUGUGGACGUAUGUCUAUCCUGCCAAGUACUCCGACAUCAAGUCAGAGGAUGAACGGUGGAAGGAGGAGCGGGACCGCAAGUUGAAGGAGGAAAGGAGUCGGAGUAAGGACUCUGUCCCCAAGGAGGAUGGGAAGGAAAGCACAAGUAGUGACUGCAAGCUGCCCACGUCUGAGGAGUCCCGCCUUGGGAGCAAGGAGCCCCGGCCAAGUGUCCAUGUGCCUGUGUCCUCCCCCCUCACCCAGCACCAGUCCUACAUUCCCUACAUGCACGGCUACUCCUACAGCCAGUCCUAUGACCCCAACCACCCCAGCUACCGGGGCAUGCCUGCUGUGAUGAUGCAGAACUACCCAGGUUCUUAUUUGCCUUCCAGCUACUCUUUCUCCCCAUACGGCAGCAAGGUUUCAGGUGGCGAAGAUGCUGAGAAGGCACGGGCCAGCCCCAGUGUCAGCUGUAAAGCCAGCUCUGAGUCCAAAGCCCUGGACAUCCUGCAGCAGCAUGCCAGUCACUACAAGAGCAAGUCUCCCACGAUAAGUGAUAAAACUUCUCAGGAGAGAGAUCGGGGAGGCUGUGGGGUGGUUGGGGGCGGUAGCAGCUGUAGCAGCGUCGGGGGAGCAGGCGGGGGUGAACGCAGCGUCGACCGGCCCCGCACUUCUCCUUCCCAGCGCCUGAUGUCCACACACCACCACCACCACCACUUGGGGUACUCGCUGCUCCCAGCACAGUACAACCUCCCCUAUGCAGCAGGGCUCUCUUCCACAGCCAUUGUUGCCAGCCAGCAAGGCUCCGCUCCCUCCCUCUACCCGCCCCCCAGGAGGUGAGAAUGGACACCCAGUGCCCGGAAAAAAUCGGCUUUACGGCCCGGACUGGCUCACCCCAGGAGGUGCUGGAGGUGCCACUUAGACAUCAGUUAGAUGGCGUGGAUCAUCCUGUUUGCCGUUUCCACCAUGCCUGAAGGGAGACCCCUGGACUCCAUGACUCUCUUCCUCGGGAGCUGGCAAGCUGGUACUUAGCGAAAAUAUUUAUUCUCUGGGCCACAACCAAGACUGUCGUGGCCUCCGUGGAGAUGAUGGCACAGGGAGCAGCCAGGGGAGCACGGCCUCAGCCCAGAGAAAGUCACUGCUCUGUUCCCCUAGCCCCUGGUCUGCUGCCAGGGCAGUGCUCCCUGGCCCCAGCCCAAGGAGGGUCCUGCAAGCACUGGGUAAGGGCUGAAGACAGCACAGCAGCCAUACCCCACUCCCCGUCAUCACCACCAUCCCCAGUUCCUGCAGCUCCCCAGGGGUGUGGGCCCUGGGCAUUGGCAGCAAGUGGAGGAAUUAGAAUCUCAGGAAAGAAAUGGGGGGAUUGUUUUCCCUAUUGUGAAAACAAGGUCUUUGAACCUGGAGAAAUCUCCCUCUCACAUGAGCACACAGAAGCGCUCAGAGCCUGGCCUGGGAAGGCCAACCGGGGCCCUCGCCCACCCUGGCCUCGGGCUGCCUCUCCCUGUCAGGCAGAGGGCAGGGGCUCCGGCCGCAGCAUGGCACUGGAGCGUGGAGGCUGUGAAACGGAACCUGCACCCCCCCCACCCCCCCACCCCCGGUCCUGCUGCUUCUUACCCCAACUCAUGGCCCCUUUCUCCUUUCUCUUCAUCCCUGGAUGCCUCUUCCAGGGAGAUACCCACACUGCUCUCACCUCUUCUUUUCUGUUGCUCAGCCCUUAAGACUCAGGCAGGUAAACUAGUCUUUCCUCCCCGCCAGCACGGGGAACCUCAGUCUGCUUGGUCACUGGAGGGCAAGGCCCAGGAGACAGGCCCUGCCUGCCCACAGUGGUCCUUGGUGAUGUCCUGUCCAUUCCACCCUCUGAGUGUCUUCCUCAUUUAGGGCCGCAGAUACAUAUAUAUACACAUAUGUAAUCCAAUUCCUGUCCAUAAAUACGUUUUAUAUAGCCCAGUCUGUAACCUCUAUAUGUGCCGAUAUAAGCUGUGUUUUAACACACGUGUUUGGUAUAAGGGCCACUGGCCCUAGGAGGUUAUCUAUUCCUUAGGUCUGGGAACGCAUCCUCCAAGCACUGCUCGUAGCGUGGUGUGGCAUGGCGUGGCAUACUGAGCUUGGGGUGGCAAGCAGUUCUCCGCCCUCCAAAACACAGUAUCCCAGUCCCAGCUUGUCGCCUGUGUCCUGGAGUCGCUUCCUCCCCAGGAUGAGCAGCCCUUGCUCCUCUUGCACGUUAGAGGACUCGGCCCUUUUUUCUCCUCUUGUCUUCCUGACCCUCUGAUUAAGACAGACCAAGAAUGACCACAGACCCGAGCCCAAGCUGAAGGGUGUUUUCAUGAGCAGACAGCCAAAAGUGACGAGGAGCUCGACUCCCCUUCAUUCUGGAGAACAGUGUGCUGGGGGACAGUAAGCACAAUGCCCAGGAGAGGGUGGCUCCUAAGACCCCUGACCCUACUCAUAGAGAAGCCUAGGGACGUUUUUUCCAAGGGGAACCCCUCUUGCCCACAGCCCUUACCCUAGGCUUCCGGGUCCUUGUUCUCGUUUGAGUCAUGUUCUGAAUCCUCCCAGACAACCCAUUGUUUUAGACCUCUCCCCCGACAUGCCAUCGGCCCCUCUGCCUGCUGCCCCCCGUGGGCAGUGCUGAGCAGUGACUUCCUUUCAUCCAAGGAAGUGGCAGGUGUGGACACCUUCACCUCACCUCACCUGAGUCAGCCCCCGCCGAGAGGGUAGCUGAAUUCGGUCCAGUGAACCCCAGGCUGCUCCGGGGCGGAGACAAAGGCCCAGCUAUGUUGCCGUUUGUUUUUAGAUAAUGCUGUGUGUUUUGUAUUAUCUGUGGCACUGGUCUAAGGUGUGCUCUGUACAUACUGUAAAGAAAGAAACUGUUGGAGGAAAUGGUCUUUCUUGCUGGGCAGGGGUAGUCCCACCUUCCUGCCCUUUCCACUUCAUUCUGUAACACAGAGAGGAGGAACUUCUGUAUUAGCAAGGGCAGCCUUGGGUUCUGCAGAAGGGACAGCUUUUAUCUUUUUUUUCCCCUUUAAAAACCAUCUGGCUCUUUGAUCCUUAUGUCUAAGUCUCGCAAUAGGGCAGGCAGAAGCCACAGCGGCAGAGUUGGCACUGCCUUCCAGCCCCUGAUCCCUGCCUUUCCCUGGGAUCGCAGCACUCCGGGGAUCCUAGAUGAUUUCUGAGAUUGGCCAUACUCUCCCAGGCUCUCUCUGUGGCACCUUACACCUACCCAGUCACCAGAGUCAUGGGGCAUUCACCAGGGCUCCCUGCCCCAUGAGCCAGCUCUGCACAGAUUUGCUGCUAAGGGCCCAGACCACCAGACCCAGCCUCUCUCCAAGCCACACCUGCUGCUCCCCGGGCUCCCCAGGGAGAAGCGGCUAAGGAAAAGUAGCCUCACCCCCAGGUGAGAUUGCCAAGGCCCGGAUCGGCGCUUUUCCGGAUUCAUGGCAACUUGGCCCUCACUGAAGGUGCGCCAGUUCCUCUGGUCCCCUUCCCCUGCCUCGCACAUGGCAAUGUAUAGUUAUGAAAUGUCCCUUCCCCCUUCUCUCCAAACACCUCAAGAUUAAAAGACCCACAGAGAAGGGUAAGAGGUGACCCUGUGAAAUCCAGUAGUGAUUUCUUCAGUCUCUUCUCUCCAGGUUCCAGAGUAAAGGGGAGGGAGGACUUAUCUAGGGAGUUAGGAGAUAAGGGUGCAGAAGGGCUAGAGAAUUCUUACACAUGGGCAUUGAGGCCACCCUUGUCACUUACUAACCCACAUACCCUUUUCACCACCCACAUGUCUACUCUGAUGCCCCCAAGUUAACUGGGCAGCUAGCUGGCCCCCUAAUUCUGGGGCUGUAUUGUUUUAUUACCAGGGCAUCCCAGCAAGCUUUCCAAUGACCCCCUGGGUGGGCCCCCUGGGAUCAAGCCCCUCCCAGACCCUGUCCCCAGCCCCUCCUGCCCCAGCCCACCCGCUUGCCUUGGUGCUCAGCCCUCCCACUGGGAGCAGGUUGGGGCGAGCUGGAGGCCCGGGCUGGAGGGGCAGUGUUGUUCAUAGCUUUUGUUCCAUUGGUGUUGCUCUGUUGGAUUUCAUUUCAGUCUUCCUGAUUCUUCCCUUCUGUAAAGUGUACAUUACCAAGUUCCUUGUUUUUUUAUAUAUAUAUAUAAAUAUAUAUAUAUACAAACUGUACUCUUUUUGCCUUUGUACAUUCAGGCAAGAAGAGAAAAUAAAUCUUUUUAAGAGACAAUCAAAAAUCUGUGAGGGCUGCUGGUUAUUUCUCCUGAAGUUUGCUGCUGAGCUGCCACCUCCUUCUCCCCAACUCUUCUUCCUCCCAAGCUCCCAGACUUCCCCGGGCUCGCUCCACACACGUCCUCGCUUACCCCCCUGGCUAACAGCGAGGCCCGACUACUGCCCUGUAGCCCUUUCCUGCCCACCAGUUUUCUGGCUUAGUCCAGGAGCUUGACCCUGUGACCUGACCUCUCCUCACCUUUAGAUCCCAUUCACCAAAGUGGCUUAGGACCCUUGGCAGCUCUGGGACCCAUCUCCCAGAGGCCCUGGCUUUGGACACACCUGUGAAACUAUGCAGCUGGGAGCUCUCUGCCCAAGAGUUUGCACUAUUGAAACCUGCCUGGCAGAUGAGGAUGAGCAGGAAACAGCCUCCCGAGUGCCCGGGGGGAUUGAGCAUUUGGAGUUGGUAGGCUACUGGAGUGACCCCAUGAAAACAAGGGCUAAGGGUUAAUGGGUCAAGAGCAUUUGAUCAGAAUUACCAGAAUUUCAAAGGGCAGUACAUUCUGAAAAGCCCGACCAUUGUUCAGCCUCUCCUUUCCUUGUCUGUGUUUCCCUUUCUCACUACUCCUUUUCUUAAUUGGCUUUGGAAUUGAAGUAUAUUUUUAAAUUAUUUGCUGUAUUUAUUGAAUAAAGUUUUUAAUGUC
Messenger RNA from Ochotona curzoniae (black-lipped pika), 8539 nucleotides. RefSeq names its product zinc finger protein 609 (gene ZNF609). Bases 227 to 4477 code for a protein of 1416 amino acids. The record is from RefSeq and is a predicted model, not a curated record. Gene Ontology annotation, cellular component: nucleus. Lineage: Eukaryota; Metazoa; Chordata; Mammalia; Lagomorpha; Ochotonidae. Gene Ontology annotation, biological process: regulation of transcription by RNA polymerase II. The transcript is spliced from 10 exons.